CCGGCGGUCGAACAAAGAUACGCCUGUUGGACUUUCUUACGAGUCACACUUGACAACAAUGAUCCCAGGCUAUAUGCUGAGUAUGUCGAAUCAAGCAUCAUGAUGGCCGCAACUGGAAGAAUCCCGGCCGAGGAGCCUCCAGUUGCCGACUCCGCCCCGGCGCCGAAACGGCGAAAGCUGCGCAAGGGGACGCAGAGCUGUUGGGAAUGCAAACGACGCAAAGCCCGCUGUACAUUCUCGCCCUCCACGCAGAACAUCUGUGAUGGCUGUAAGCGUCGCGGAAGUGAUUGUGUCAGUCAAGAUGUCGCUGAUCUGCCUCCACCUCCUGGCAGCAACAAGCACAUCGUAGACAGACUUGGCCAAGUUGAGGCGCUGGUGAGGCAGUUGAUAAAAUCAGGGACCGAAAGCGAGCACCGCAUUCAAGAUCGACCGGUCUCUCCAGCUGGAUCUCAUAGCCGGAUCUGGGAUGAAAGGAUCGCGCCUAGGCGAUCCGCUUCCCCCGCCGUUCUCUCAACCGCAACCUCUCAACCCCAUUGCUCAGAAUCUCGAAAUCAUGAUGCUCGAGCUGAAAAAACGGUGGUACGUGAAACACAAACUCAAAGGAGCGUCUCGCCUGUGCGCCUCGUAGCGGAGCGACUAGCACAUCCAACUCUCGCUGCAUCGUCCACACAAGCAGACGAAAUCAUCUCCACGCAGCUUUUCGCUGCAUGGCCAAGUCCGGAAGACAUGGCCAUCAUCUUGGCGAUUCCGGUGGAAACUUCGCAAAUCAUUCGAGCUGUCAUAUGCACUAGGACAAGCCCAAACCCAUCCACCCUUCCGCUCUCCGCGGCUUUACUACAACUACCGCCCACUGGGUCACAUCCGGUGCUCAUCGCGAGGAGUCUAUUGAUAUUAGCCUCGUUCCUCCAGGGUAUGCCAUAUUCCGCGGCCCAUCACCUAGAGAAGCUCAGCACCAGCUGGCACAACAUGAUGUCACGAGCGGUAAAGACGGCCCACGACUUGGUCACAUGCAAGGAUGAUCUAGUUGAUUCUCUGGAAGGCCUUGAAUGCAUCAUGCUGGAGGGCCUCUAUGAGAACUACGCUGGCAAUCUGCGUGUUUCAUGGCUCGCCGCACGCCGGGGAGUCGCAAUUGCGCAGAUGCUCGGCCUCAGUCGGGGCAUCAAGCCGCGCUCCCUCGUCGGCUCGAUCAUUGAACCGAAUGAUCUCUGGUUCCGUCUCGUACAGUUCGAUCGCUACCUCUCCCUCAUGUUGGGCUUGCCGCAGAGCGCACUCGAGGACGUCUACGCUCGCCCAGAUACAUUGGAAGGAUGUCUUCCACUAGAUCGGUUUCUUCGCCUCUGCACUGUCGCUUGCGGACGCUUACUGCAACGGGAUCCUUCGGAGGUAUUUGACUACGAAAAGGCCCAAACUAUUGACAAGUUACUGCAAGAAGCCUCAACCGUAAUGCCAGCACAGUGGUGGGUCGCUCCGACCCUCGGCUCGGAGAAGGGCCAUCUGGAGAAGAUUCGGGAAACGUUACGGUUCAACGACCACUUUAUGUACUAUCAUCUCCUUCUCCAGCUCCAUUUCCCCAACAUCUUACACCCAAUAUCAGAGCACGACAGAGCGACAGCCGUGACGGCAAGCCGAGAGAUCCUUUCUAGAUUCUUGUCCUUUCGCGCGACUAGACCGGCGCGAUUCUAUUGCCGAGGUGUUGACCUCAUAGCAUUUCUAUCGUGUACCUCAUUGUGUCUAGCGCACAUUUGCAACGCCCCUCAAGAUACGACGGACGGAAGGAGUUCCUACUUCUCUGCACAUCAACGCCUCAGCGAUCGGGGCAUGGUGGAGCAGGCUCUGGUCGUGAUGCAGAAACUUGUGGAUCAGUAUAACGAUGAGAUCGCUACGAGAGUCGCUACACUUCUCAAACAUCUCUUGCGCAUCCAAAACGACAUAACAUUGGGAGUGAGAUACAAGGUCGCGUUUUCGCCAGAAACAUUCCUGGAUGACGAUCUUGGGUACCGAGUGAAGCUGACGGAUCAAGACACUGUCCUCAACAUCUGUCUACCGCACUUUUGGGUCAUCAGGAUUGAACGGUUGUCUAAUGGGACGUUGAUACCGACCGGAUCGAAUUCGCAACCUCUGUACCAUAGUCGUCUCCAAGAUGAGCGCCCAUGCUCAACCGGAAGUCAAGACGCCGUCGUUCCGCUUCCUGGAGAUAAGGAACUGCAGGAUCUGGUACAGUACCCAUGUGAGGAAAGUUGGGCACUGAAUAAUUUGGAUUUCACGUUCUUGGACAACUACAUGGGGGGUAGCUUGGGUACGGGCACCGAGAUUGCUUAG
Colletotrichum paranaense is the source of this 2319-nucleotide messenger RNA. RefSeq lists its product as uncharacterized. The annotation marks the transcript as partial. Lineage: Eukaryota; Fungi; Ascomycota; Sordariomycetes; Glomerellales; Glomerellaceae. The record is from RefSeq and is a predicted model, not a curated record. Gene Ontology annotation, biological process: DNA-templated transcription; regulation of DNA-templated transcription. Gene Ontology annotation, molecular function: DNA-binding transcription factor activity, RNA polymerase II-specific; DNA binding; zinc ion binding. The transcript has 2 exons.